Magallana angulata is the source of this 1036-nucleotide messenger RNA. RefSeq names its product A disintegrin and metalloproteinase with thrombospondin motifs 9-like. The coding region runs from base 40 to 990 and encodes 316 amino acids. Gene Ontology annotation, molecular function: zinc ion binding; metalloendopeptidase activity. The record is from RefSeq and is a predicted model, not a curated record. Lineage: Eukaryota; Metazoa; Mollusca; Bivalvia; Ostreida; Ostreidae. The transcript has 6 exons.
AUUUUAAACUCGUCUCAGAUAAUCUUUUCAGCAAGGAAAAUGUCACGAGAUAAAAUAGUGUUGCUUUUGUGGCUUAAUUUUUUUGGCAUUUCUUUUGGAAGAACAGACGAAAUUUUCCUGAGGCACAGUACAACACGUUAUGAUCUUAUAGAAGUUUCCAUGGCAAUUUGGUCGGGUUUUCUUCCCCGCCUCAUGGAGUGUAGCUCCAAAUGUUCACAGGAACCCAACUGUUUGUCGUUAGUGUAUGACAAAUUCUAUGCGUCUUGUCACCUCUUUAAUGUCAUUUACGAAAGUGACGACAAUGGAGACAUUAACUACUGGGUCUUGGAGACCAGAAGCACUCGUUGGGGUCCAAAGUCGUGUGCUGAUAUUAAUAAAUGCUCGGGCAUUACAAGAGAUGGGGAGUUCUGGAUUUACCCACCUGCAGCUAAUGGGAAACGUACCAAGAUCUAUUGUCAUAAUAUGUCCACUGAGCCGUCCCAUUUCGUCACUUUAAAAAAUAAUAACAGUUUUAUUAUUCACGACGAAACAAAUUUUUUGUUUGCAUACGUAUUAGAUAACAAAUGUAAAUCGUCAUUUAACCCUCCUUUGAAAAUGGUGGAAUUUUCAAAAGUGAAAGUACAGAUAGAGGACAUGCUGAUAAAUAGAACCGAUUUAACGUUCACAACUACGACAGGUUCAUACAAGUUUGCUUACGGAGGGACAGCAGAUUGUAAUGGAGAGGACAUUAUUAACACCUGCCAUCACUUUGGCAAAGCAAUCAUUAACACGAGAGGAACAGGGCUGAUUGUUGACCCUACACUUGCUUUUGGGGCUACUGGGUUUCGUGCGAAGACGUAUGGUUUACUCCGGUCAGUGGACGGAGCCGAGAUUUCCUACGGUUGCGCUGGAUUUUGCGGUUACUGUGGACCAUCUAGAUCAGUUCGACUGGAACAUACAAGAGAAUUUAUUUCAGUCGCCGAAGCGAAAGCUAUUGUUUGUCAGCACUGAGGUAUUUUUCCCUGAGGUAAUUCGGUAUAUAUAUAUAUAUAUAUAU